This is a messenger RNA of Coregonus clupeaformis (lake whitefish), 1369 nucleotides long. RefSeq names its product ubiquitin-conjugating enzyme E2Ib (gene ube2ib). Gene Ontology annotation, molecular function: SUMO conjugating enzyme activity. Lineage: Eukaryota; Metazoa; Chordata; Actinopteri; Salmoniformes; Salmonidae. Gene Ontology annotation, biological process: protein sumoylation. The transcript is spliced from 7 exons. Gene Ontology annotation, cellular component: nucleus. The coding region runs from base 140 to 616 and encodes 158 amino acids. The record is from RefSeq and is a predicted model, not a curated record.
GUCACUGGUCCUGUUAUUUAACCUGGGCAGGAACGGGUGCUUUUUCAGGAGGGAAACUUCGCCGGGGUUUAUCCCGAUUAAAAUAUACAGUUAAAUAAUACCAGUCAUUAUAGCCAUACUGCAAGAAAGGCCACCAGUCAUGUCAGGCAUUGCAUUGAGCCGGCUUGCUCAGGAGCGCAAAGCGUGGCGGAAAGACCACCCUUUCGGCUUUGUGGCUGUGCCGAUGAAAAACCCAGAUGGAACAAUGAACUUGAUGAACUGGGAAUGUGCCAUUCCUGGGAAGAAGGGGACCCCAUGGGAAGGAGGCUUGUUCAAACUGCGGAUGCUGUUCAAGGAUGACUAUCCUUCCUCGCCCCCAAAGUGUAAAUUUGAGCCUCCGCUCUUCCAUCCUAAUGUGUAUCCGUCAGGCACAGUAUGCCUAUCCAUUCUAGAGGAGGACAAGGACUGGAGACCCGCCAUCACCAUCAAGCAGAUCCUAUUAGGAAUACAGGAACUCUUAAAUGAGCCAAAUAUCCAGGAUCCAGCCCAAGCAGAGGCAUACACAAUUUACUGCCAAAACAGAGUAGAAUAUGAAAAAAGAGUUCGAGCACAGGCCAAAAAAUUCUCCCCUUCGUAAGGGUGAAGGCUCGGCUUCGGCAGAAGGAAUGGGUCAAACGCGGCUCACCUCCCCUAUGUUUCUCAAAUGAAUGUGCCCCUCUCACAUCGGGACUUGCUUAUAAGGACUUCUAUUUAAAACUCUGACACAUUGGGUGCCAUCCUCUUUUUUCCCCUAUCACCUACCCCUUUUUUUGUUCUUAACCUCUGGGUUGGCAUGUGGCAGGCGCUGGGAGGAAAUGGGUGCCUUAGCACCCCGGCCGCUUCCUUUUUAGCCGUAUUACUUGUCUUGUGGUGCGAGGGACAGCGCACAGUACCGGUUUCGUCAUCGACUCAAAAUAAGCCUAUUUUGAGGAAGAGAACGUCUUGGUUGUCUUUGUUUGUUUUUUGUUACAUUUUCCUUAAACUCCUCCCCUCUUGUAUUUUCCUUGAUUUUAAUUAUGUAAAAUUAGCUAUUUACUUAUGUCAGUAUUUCAACUGCUGUAUAAUGAGUGGCACUUUUAUACUGUAUCUCACUAGUUUCUCUAGAGUGCUCUGUCUGAUUCUCUUAUGCAGGUUUUCUAUUCAGCAUGCUGUAAUAUAAAAUAAUCUGCUGCCUUGGCUGUCUUUUUUGUUGUUAUUUGGAGUGUUUGCUGCAAUGUAAAAAAAAAUUUUUAUUAUGGCCUCGUCAACUCAGAAAGGCAGGUAGGCUUACUUCUGUAUCAAACUCUUUUAUGGUUAUAGGGUGCUUUGUUCAUGUACGUGUUAGAGUAAAUAAACAGUUUCUAUAAAGCCA